Messenger RNA from Solanum stenotomum, 1890 nucleotides. RefSeq names its product protein CHLOROPLAST IMPORT APPARATUS 2-like. The transcript has 3 exons. Gene Ontology annotation, cellular component: nucleus. Bases 475 to 1740 code for a protein of 421 amino acids. The record is from RefSeq and is a predicted model, not a curated record. Gene Ontology annotation, biological process: regulation of DNA-templated transcription. Gene Ontology annotation, molecular function: protein binding. NCBI's taxonomy places the organism in Eukaryota, Viridiplantae, Streptophyta, Magnoliopsida, Solanales, Solanaceae.
AAACCCCAAAACCCUUGUGAAUUCCUUUAUUUAAAUACCCCUUUUCCCAUUCUUAGAUAUUUCUCGUAAACAUUUUCUUGAAUUCAGUGCUUUCAUCUUCUUGCUCAACUAAAUUCUCCCUUCUUCUUGUUUAAGGUUAGAUUCUCUUGGGAUUAGUUACUUCAUUUGUCAAAUUCUUCUUAUGUUUUUGGUAGGUUCUUGAUACUGAAAAAGUGCUUGACUUUUUUAUUUGAUAAAUUUUUAAAUAUAUAAUAAUGUUUCGAAAAGUUUGGUUUAUAGUGAGAAAUGAGUAAUGUAUUUUUCCACUUUUUAGGGUUUUAGGGGUUUCUUUGUAUUGCACUACAUACUUUGAUUUUUUUCAUAGUACCAAAUGAUGGGGUUUUCAAUAAUUCAUCAUUGAAUUUCAAGAUUUGUCUCAAUUCUUGAGAUUUUGCUCUCUGUUUUUUUGCUCUGUUAUUUUUAUAUAGUAGAAAAAUGUCAUCCUGUUUGGCUGGUGGUGGUAGAGCAGCUUAUAAAUUAGAUUUAGAGAUAAUAAAAUCUCCAUCUACUUCGUGGACUUCCCAAUCAUCUUCACCUUCUUCAACAUUAUCCGAAUCGAGCAAUUCCCCCAUUGCAAUCUCUACUAGAAAACCUCGAACACCUCGAAAAAGACCUAACCAAACCUACAAUGAAGCUGCAGCUCUUUUAUCAACAGUUUAUCCCAAAAUUUUCUCAUCAAAACACCUCACUAAGCCUUGCAAAUUCACUAAACCACAUUACCCCUUUUCAUAUGAGUCCUCAGACUUGGUUGUCCCUUACCAAAUCGUCGAAAACUCGGGGUUUUUACUCCAUCCUCCAUUGAUUGAAAAACCCAAUUGCGUAAUUGAGCAUAAGUCAGUCAGUUCUUGUGAAAAACCAUGUCAAAGUCCGGGGGAAAUUGACUCUAAAGGGAGUAGUUCGUUAGAUGUGUGUGAAGAAUUUCAAGAAGAUUUCGAUGCUGAGUCUAUCUUAGAUGAGGAAAUUGAAGAAGGUGUUAUUGAUAAUAUCAUGGGAAAGUUAAGAGUUGAGAAUGAGGUAAAGAAUGAGUCGAUAUUUAGUUAUACUUAUAGUCACAGCAAGCGCCACCAGAAUUAUUCUGGUGGCACUUGCUAUGGUUUUCCAAUAGGAUUAGGAUUCGAAAAUGGGUACCAACAUUAUGAUUUUGGUAUAAUGAGGGGUGGGGUGAGACCAUUGAGAAAUGUUGAUGAUGGUGAUAAUUGGUGGAGGUAUACUUCUAGUGUGAACGUUACCGACAUUACUCCGAAAUUUAGUAAACCUCCGAUCGAAAAAAAGAAAAAGAAAGUUGAGAGAGUUGUGGAGUUGAGAGGGGGCGCAGAUACAUCAUCAGCUAAAGAUAAUUCGAUUACAAAGAAGAUGAAUAAGGAGAAUUCAAGUCAAUCGAUUAAAGAGGAGGUAGUCGAUGUUCCUGAACCAAAAUCGGGGUUGUUACUAAAAUUGAACUUCGAUGAUGUUUUGAACGCGUGGUCCGAUAAGGAAUCCCCGUUCUCCGAUGACAUUCAGGGUUCUGAUGCUGCAGGAAAUGAUGUACAAGCUAGAUUAGCACAAAUAGACUUAUUCUCAGAUAAUGGAGGAAUUAGAGAGGCUAGUGUGUUACGUUACAAAGAAAAACGACGUACUCGUUUAUUUUCUAAAAAAAUUAGAUACCAAGUUAGAAAAGUCAACGCGGAUCGACGACCCAGAAUGAAGGUAUUAUUAUUAUGAAGAAAAAUCAACUUAUAUACGUUGACAAUGGUAGGUUUGUCAAAAGCCCAAAUUCACCAGAGGAUGAGCUAGGAUGAUUUUUCUAGAAUUAUUAGGAUUUUUUUUUUGGGUAUUUGCAAUUUUGUUUCUUUUAUUUCAUUGUUCUUUUUU